Molecule: messenger RNA, 496 nt
Organism: Sorex araneus (European shrew)
Lineage: Eukaryota; Metazoa; Chordata; Mammalia; Eulipotyphla; Soricidae
Product: histone H2A type 3
Exons: 1
Coding region: 69-461 (130 amino acids)
Cellular component (GO): nucleosome
Molecular function (GO): protein heterodimerization activity; DNA binding; structural constituent of chromatin
Source: RefSeq, a predicted model, not a curated record
ACUAAAAGACCUACUUUGUCGAGCUGUUACACUUGUUCGCUUCUCUCGCUUUACUUUCCGACUUGACAAUGUCUGGACGCGGCAAGCAGGGCGGCAAGGCGCGCGCCAAAGCCAAGUCUCGUUCUUCUCGGGCCGGCCUGCAGUUCCCCGUGGGCCGCGUGCACCGGCUGCUCCGCAAGGGCAACUACUCGGAGCGGGUGGGCGCCGGCGCCCCGGUGUACCUGGCGGCCGUGCUCGAGUACCUGACGGCCGAGAUCCUGGAGCUGGCGGGCAACGCGGCCCGCGACAACAAGAAGACGCGCAUCAUCCCGCGCCACCUGCAGCUGGCCAUCCGCAACGACGAGGAGCUCAACAAGCUGCUGGGGCGCGUGACCAUCGCGCAGGGCGGCGUCCUGCCCAACAUCCAGGCCGUGCUGCUGCCCAAGAAGACCGAGAGCCACCACAAGGCCAAGGGAAAGUAAUUUGACAGCCUCCUGUUUCCGCUAACGCUUUCGAA